This is a messenger RNA of Yamadazyma jaroonii, 1959 nucleotides long. NCBI's taxonomy places the organism in Eukaryota, Fungi, Ascomycota, Pichiomycetes, Serinales, Debaryomycetaceae. The record is from the annotation of a GenBank genome assembly.
AUGGGUAUACAAGAUCUCUCAUUAGAUAUAUGGAAUUACAUUAUCCAUGAAGGUCAACUAGAUAUAACGGAUGUAAUACGCUUGCUAUGUGUCAAUAAUCGGCUACGCAAUCUUUUGAAGCAUAAUUCUAUCUGGUAUAGGAUUAUUUAUGAUCGUUAUCUUCUGAUCCAAAUCCAAUAUGAUAUCAAGGCUGCCCAAGAUUUGGUGGACAAGAGAAAUAAUACGUCCAGUCUGAUAGAUUUCUACAGCCUUUCCAUGCAAUUUUACCGGAAGGAAGUCAAACUCGGCAGGGAAUUACAGAAUUGCAAUGAUAUAAGAAAGUUCCUCGAUACUUAUGUUGAUGAUGAUGAUUACCUUCCAAUUAUUUAUAAUUAUUAUUACAAAAUGCAAGAGGUUCUACCACGCUCAAAAAGAGACUCGUUGGGUCUUCGUAUGAGAGCUGUCGCCUUGAACUUGUUAAUUGCACAAUCCUAUAAAUUGGCAAUGAAUUAUUUUUACGAUUUAUUGAAAAAUGUCAAUCUUACCUCCCCUUCCUCAUUUGAAGAAUUCUGGUUCAAGGUCAGUCUAUUCGACAAAGGUUCACAUAGCAUGAUUCAAUCGAGGAACCACACUUUGAAUAAGAUUUAUGAUAAAUUACAUCAAGAAAUUACAAUUAAGCAGUUCUACAAUCGAAAAGGUUCCAUACAAUUACUACCCAAUUCUGGCCACGAUGGAAGUGGCAAGGAUGUACUUAUCAUACAAGACAAUAACUCACUAAUAUAUUUGAUCAUUAAGAUUUUCCAAAUUACGUUAUCCUGUUUGAGGUUCAACAAUUCAUUGAUUUCACAGAUCGAUGAGGUGGUCUAUGACAAAUACUGCAAAUCUUAUUUCUUAGAGGACUUCAGUUUGUUGAGGUUAUAUUCUGGUGCAGUAAAGGGUCACCCGUUCUUGAUCAUGGCAAUUUUGAUGAAGGUGCUUGAAGAAUUCUUAUUACUGAAAUAUGUAAUUAAAUCGGGAACAACAGGUGAUGUCGUCAAUGUGACGAUUACGAUGACCUCCACAUACUUGAAAGUUGGCAAGUAUCUAUUUUCAUUUGACAGAAAAGUUUUGACAAUGUUCUCCAACUUCGAGGUUUACACAAUCGAUGAAGUGGUACAGAAUUUGAGAGAUCGAAGCUAUUUUGAAAUUUCAAAGUUCAUUGAACCCUUAGAUUUCAAGUAUAUCAUUGAAUGUUACUUGCACCUUGACUAUUUCCUUGAUGCAAGGUCAUUGAAUACUAUUUUGCGACCAGAUUACUAUUUCAAUCAUUCGGUAAUAGAUAAUUCUUCACUUCAAGAGAAAGAUUAUAACAUGAUCACUAUUGAUGAUUACAAUUUCAUAAAACUCAUGUGUCGAUACAUGCAAGACAAAACUUCGGAUAAUGAUCUCUUGGAUACAAUGUUCUGUAGAGAAUUUGAGGCAUCGCUCAACCACCUUAACAACUUCAUUCAUUUCAGGUCAUUUUUCAAGUUGUUCAAGGAUAAUGAAGAUAAACAAAAGACGAUCGUGAACUUUUUUAUGAGAACACAUAGCAACUAUUCAAUUGUGACGGGAAACUUUGAUUUAAAUGAUCCAUCUUCGAAAAUAUCCCUUUCCAAAAUUAAUUCUAAGUAUCCUUUCAAUAUCAAUAACGGUCUGAAUGAUAGUUUCACUUCGGGGCAGAUAAUAAAACACAUUAAGUUUGACACUUAUGGGAUAGUUUUGGGUAGAGUAUUAACAGGAAACAACGAUUUCGAAUAUUAUAGAAUUUUCACCACGAAGAAGACUAGGGAGUGCUAUAACGGUACUUCAAUGACAUGCAUCAAUUCUGAUACUCCUAACGUUGAUGACAUAACAGAAUUCGUAUUGAAGUCUUGUGGAGAAGAUAUUCUUGGUUUAUUGUUCUUCGAAGAUUUAGUCAAAUCUUCUACCUGUUUAACAUUCAAACCAUUGGAAACGUAA